Molecule: messenger RNA, 2427 nt
Organism: Brettanomyces nanus
Lineage: Eukaryota; Fungi; Ascomycota; Pichiomycetes; Pichiales; Pichiaceae
Exons: 1
Coding region: 1-2427 (808 amino acids)
Biological process (GO): peptidyl-serine phosphorylation; peptidyl-threonine phosphorylation
Molecular function (GO): protein serine/threonine kinase activity; ATP binding
Source: RefSeq, a predicted model, not a curated record
AUGUCUGAGUUGACGUCCAGGAUGUCCACUUUCGAUCUUCAUGAUGAUACGGACUAUGGAGUAUCUCCUUCUAAAGGAAGACAUCUUCAUACCAAGUACAAACAUGGAUUGGAGAAACUGCAGCAGCAGCAAUGGCAUCAUCUUACUUUGGACACUUCCGAUUACAGUUUUAAUUCCACAAUGUCGUCUGGAACUCCACUUAAGCAGAGGUUACAAUCGCUUAACCUUAACACCGCGGCAGAGUUUGCUUCCAGAAUUCCUAAGCGUUCUCCAAAUGCCUCCCUUAGUUUCAGUGAAGCUAACGAAAAGAGCACUCCUUCAAAGCUUCCAAGAUCUUUCACAAAGUAUAAAUUGGGGGCUUUAAAGGCUUCCACUUCUAUGUCCAGGCUCCCGCUUCCCAUGAAACGUCAUUCCAUGAUCGCUACCACAAACGUCACUAGCUCACAAAUUCGUGCACCAAUUCUUAAAGCCCAUCAAUCAUUACAUCAGCAUCAUCAUCAGUCUCCUCGUUCAAAUCAUGUUCCCCGUGAACGUCUUCGAAACCACUUUGUUUGCAAAGUCUUUGAACCACGAUUGGGGAAGCGUAUUCCCAGGAGUGUCAGUACUACGCCCUCUUUGAACCCUCGUACUCCAGAAAAGGGAGUACUUUCUUACCUCAGUCCAACCGAAUCAUCAAUCAAUCGUUCCAUUAAAAAGGAGUCAAAGCUUUAUAAAGGACGACGAAUUAUUUUCUCGACAUCCGAACCUCUUGAGAAGAGGUUGAGACUUUCUGCUUUUCAUCAACCUUCCGGAUCUAUUGAAAAAACUCGAGAUAAACGGUUGGCUGCUAUUAAAGAGGCCAAUGACAGCUUGUCUACUGCGGCUACAACAUACAAUGGUAUGUCCAGAAGUGUAAAUCCCGCACAAUCACGCAUUAUUCAGAAUCGACAGCGGCAAGAGCAGGCCCAGGCUCAAGCUCGAGCUCAGAAAAAGGCCAACCAACUUAAACGAUAUCGUCAGAAGAGCUGGAGAAGUCCCGGUAACUCUCAUAUUAGAGAAGAAAUUUACUGGCAAGGGAAGACAUCGACCGAUUCUGAUCUCUACUCGUUACUUGAAAGAGACACAAAGCUUCAUCGACUCUUUCAAAUUUAUAUUGAUUCUCUUAAACAGAUAUGCCCUCCUGAGAGUGUUUGCAACUCUGAAAAUCUAGGUUCAGUGAGGCCUGACCUAUAUGAAAAUUUGAGUGUUUACGAAAAGGGUGAGGUGUUGAAGGAUACUCCUAUCUAUUUCACCGGAAGAGGUAAAGAUUGCAAAUUGAGGGCAGAUACCAAAAGUUUCAAAACGAAUUUCGGAUUUGAUGAUGACGAUAAGAAUUAUAUAUGUAUUUCUGGCGAUCAUAUACGAUACAGAUAUGAAGUGCAGGAGAAAAUGGGCAAAGGAACCUUUGGAUCUGUGAUUUCAGCAUUGGAUCAUAAAACAGGAAGAAUAGUAGCACUGAAGAUAGUGAAGAAUCAUAUGGAGUGGUCAUUACAAGCUGUUAACGAGGUGAAGUUUCUCAAGAAAUUUAGUGAGUUUGGAAGUGCCAACAUUAUUCGAUACUUUGAUCAUUUCCAGUUUCGAUCACACAUGUAUAUAGCUACGGAAGUGUUGUCUGUGAAUUUAUUUCAGGUUAUUGAGGCCACUAAGUUUAAAGGACUCGGCUUGAUACUUGUGAGGCAGUUUUCUGUGGACAUUCUACGCGGGCUCAAAUACAUUCAUAAUGCAGGCUCAAUUCAUUGUGAUUUGAAGCCGGAGAAUUUGAUGCUCGCUUUCGAUACGUCCAAACGGGAUUUUUAUGUCAAGAUUAUUGACUUUGGUUCAUCUUGUCUGGGUGACAAGCUUACGUUCUCCUAUCUCCAGUCGAGAUAUUAUCGAGCUCCUGAGGUGUGUCUAGGUGCGAGGUACAACGAAAAGAUUGAUAUCUGGUCUUUUGGCGCAAUAGUUGUGGAACUAUUUGUAGGAAUGCCUAUUUUCCAAGCGCAGGACGAAUAUGCACUUUUGGAUGAGUUUCUAAAUUACUUCGGUCCGCCUUCAAGGGAUUAUAUUAUGAGCUUGAGAAAGGAAAUUAGUGAAAAGGGACCUAUCAGUGGAUGGGAAUUAUGUCCGGACGAAGGGGAUAAGAUUAAUUACAAUACGUUACUCUGGCGUGGAUUCAACAAUGAGGGCUUCAUUAAUUUACAUUACCUUCUCAAAAAGAGCCCGAAACAUCGAUUCCGGGCCUCCACGAAAACUGUCAAACAAUUUCUAAUGCGACAUGCGGAAUUCGAUCAGCAUGAUACCCAUAAGUUGAUAGAAAUUAGAGAAUUCUCCAAGUUCCUAGAGAGGUGUUUUUCUUGGAACAGAAAUCUAAGGGCUGGAUGUGACGACUUGUUGGAAGAUAGAUUUUUAGCUGUAAGUAAUAGGCUAUAG